CAUCGGCGCGCUACGAGCAGCUCGCAGCUCGCAGCUCGCAGUGCAAAGCCAACCGCCAACAACGCAACACUUGGGACACUACUACUGUCAUUUGCAGCCCCCGCCUCGCCUCGCCUCGCCUCGGCUCCCCAGUGAAAUCCUGAAAUCCUGCCACCGCUCUGACGCUGAAACUGCGAGGGCACGACAGCACAACGCACCUGUGUUUCCUGUAUCCUUGUUCCUGCCGCGCUACCACGCCCACACCCACACCAAACCAUACAACGAGCAGAACAUCGUCGGGAAACAGAGAAGGGUCUGGCGGGUGUUGAUCGACUCGACUUGGGCGGCCUGCACGGCGCGGCACGGCUCGAUUGAUUAGGGGCUGCGCUAGGCACGAGGCGAGAGCGCAGUCGUCUGCGUGGUGCUUGUUGCUUGUAGGUGGUGAGGUGAACGCGCGCUGAGCAGAGCAGCUGGAGUGUGGAGUGGUGCCUCAGCCGCCGAGCUGGCUGCUGGAGUGACGGCUGCCUGUCCUGUGAAUCCUCUGACAUUCGACCAACAUACCCACACAUCGCCCUCUUGGAUUCCGCUUGCGCACACACCACAGCACCGGGAGUCAGCAUCGUUCGCCUGCAAGAAGCAUUCGCUUAUACAAGCAUUGUCACCGAGACCCGCAACCCCAGCACCGCACGACACAAUAUACAUAGACUGCCGCAGUCCUUCGCCCUUCACGCGAGACCGCCCUUUUACCCACCCCGUUUCACCUCCGCCGCCAGCUGCUGCAUAUCAACGUCACUGCGAGAGAAGACGAGGUCGGAGAAGGCAUCACCCAUCAGUGAUCCAUACCAGACCCAUACACUCCUGAGCGCACGCACGACUCAGCCAAACUGGCCCGCCGACCUUCCCCCCAUCUCUACAGUCCGCACGCCCGCACUCAGGCUGUCAAGAGGGCAUCGUGCUCCUCUUCGACAGCCGUCAGCCGAGCCCACCGUCGCCCACCGUGGCGGAAAACAACACUCCCUCGCUCCACCCCGCAGCCGAUCGCUCCAACAUGGCUUCUCCUGCACCUCUUCUACGCCCGCCCGUCCCCGGCGCGGGUCGCCAGCAGAGCGUUCCCAAGGUGCCACGACUCGGCCUCGCCAUACCUGCGUCACCCCACCAGCGCCCAGUGAACAGCGCUGCUGCACCACCCAUGUCAGAAAACUCCGCAAUCCCACCACUCUCCAUCCCGCAAAGGCAGCAGCCACCGAAGCUGAGUCUAGCCACUCCCAUGGGCACGUCACAUACACCCCACGAGAAUGCUCAGGGCAAGAGGAAACUGCCUCCACUGCAAAUGCCGGGCGCCUCCGCCAGCGGCGACAGCAGUGGAGAGUCUAUGCACAGUAGGUCCAACAGUUUUGGAGCAAAUACCACCCAGAAUGGAUCAGUCUCAACGACCUCCUCGAUAUCGGCGCUCAACUUCGCUGACAUGCUGAAAGAUCCCUCUUCGGCCUACAGCAGCAGUUCAGCCACGUCGGGAGUUGAGAUGACCCGCGAUCCCAGCCAGCAAGCACUGCUACCUGAUUUGGAGAAGUUGAGUCUGGAGAAGGGAAGACCACUCGAUGUGGAGGAUUUGGAUGAUUCGGGUUGGAAGGCAGCAAAGAAGGAGGGCAGAAUCGUGGAGCUGGGAAGUCUGGGUGAAGGUGCAGGCGGCGCCGUGACGCGCUGUAUCCUGAAAGAGGGGAAGACGGUGUUUGCAUUAAAGAUUAUCACCACCGACCCGAACCCAGACGUCAAGAAGCAGAUUGUGCGAGAAUUGUCCUUCAACAAGUCGUGCGCAUCUGCACACAUCUGCCAAUACUACGGCGCUUUCAUGGACGAUACUGCAGGCACCAUAGGCAUCAGCAUGGAAUUUUGCGAGGGCGGCUCCCUCGACAGCAUAUACCGCGAAGUCAAGAAGCUUGGAGGUCGGACUGGUGAAAAAGUGCUUGGCAAGGUGGCCGAGGGCGUGUUGAACGGGCUAACGUAUCUGCACGGCCACCGCAUUAUUCACCGCGACAUCAAGCCAUCCAACAUUCUUCUCACGCGACAAGGCGAGGUCAAGCUUUGUGACUUUGGGGUCAGUGGCGAGUUCGGCACCAAGGGUGAUGCAAACACGUUCAUUGGCACCAGCUACUACAUGGCACCCGAACGAAUCACUGGCCAAAGCUACACAAUCACUAGUGAUGUUUGGAGCUUAGGCGUGACACUCUUGGAGGUGGCUCAGCAUCGUUUCCCAUUCCCUGCCGAUGGCACAGAAAUGAAUCCACGAGCAGGAUUGAUCGAUCUGCUCACCUAUAUCGUGCGGCAACCCAUACCCAAGCUCAAGGAUGAGCCUGAGAAUGGCUUGAAGUGGAGUGCUAACUUCAAGUACUUUAUCGAAUGCUGCUUGGAAAAGGACUCCAACCGCCGAGCGACACCUUGGCACAUCCUCAAGCACCCUUGGAUGGUGGACAUGAUGCAGAAACGAGUCGACAUGCAUCAAUUUUUGAAGACCGUCUGGGAUUGGCAAGACUGAUUGCAGCCACAGUCUGUCGUAGAGAUGCCGACUUGGCAACAAAACUUCGAGAAAUCAAGAAUAUUGUGUCGCCAUACGGGGCGAUAAUGUAUGUGGUUGAAUACAUGGCACUUCUAACGCAUUGUACGGACAGGCAUUUUCGGAGGCGUAUUGACUAACAGGUGAAGCAUUUCUUGUAACAGCCAUGACGUGGCAAUGUCAUUGAUCUACUUUCCAAUUCCAACGAAUCUAUCAAAG
Pseudocercospora fijiensis CIRAD86 is the source of this 2749-nucleotide messenger RNA. RefSeq lists its product as uncharacterized. Gene Ontology annotation, biological process: protein phosphorylation. The transcript is spliced from 3 exons. NCBI's taxonomy places the organism in Eukaryota, Fungi, Ascomycota, Dothideomycetes, Mycosphaerellales, Mycosphaerellaceae. Bases 1028 to 2512 code for a protein of 494 amino acids. The record is from RefSeq and is a predicted model, not a curated record. Gene Ontology annotation, molecular function: protein kinase activity; ATP binding.